GUGUUAGGUUAGGGUUUAGGGUUAGGUUAAAUUAGGCAGCAGUAGGUUAGCCGCAGCUAUUUGGCCACAGCUGGCCAGACUUAGACUUUUGUCUUGUGGUUUUUGCGUGUUGCCCGCAGGUGAGAUGCGAAACUGCGGAUGAAAGCGCGUUUUGCCCGUAAAACGUUGCCGCGUUGCCAGCCAUAGUAGCGAUCACGACUUUGGCGAAUAUAUCCGCGAUUUCCCUUACUGUUGACAACGAGAGCGAACGCUGGCCACAACACAAACGUUUUUUAACGGCAACCGGCAACUUUCUAACCUCGCUUUUCUUUCCCCGAUGACACGCGGGACAAGACCUGAGGAAUAGACAAGGCGCGUGUUGUGGCGGGGGCUUUACGUUAGCUCGCGCUCACCAGGUGUGCGCUUACGCAUUUACAGGCCACGCCGGACAUCACGGGUGCCGAGAAAGCAAACGGACUACGGACGCUGAGCGCGGGGCUCUGAAUUAAAGGCAGUGGCGCGAUGACCAGCAGGCAGGGUGGCCAUGGCAACCAGUCUCCUCUCUCCUCGGCCUUGCUGCCGGCAUCUUCCGCCCCAAAACUGCAUGUGCAGCGCUCACAGUCCCGGGAGACCAUCACUAUCCAUUUUUCGGCACUGGGCAAGGAUGACGAAGACGAGGAAGAGGAACUAUACUGGCCAAGCACCCCCAACCCGUCCAGCAGCGAGGCGACGAAUAAUCGAGUCAUAACGGCUUUGGAAGCAAGUGAAGACCUCGUUAUUGAGGGGGAUGCUGAGGUGAAAUCUGCCGAAAAUGUUGCGGCACCUCUGGACAUGUCCAGCGUGAUGUCCACCAUGUCUGGUCAACAGAACACUACCAGCCAAGAGCACAGUUUACUCUCCUCUGCCUCAGCCUUUGCUAGAGCAGAGAAGAGUCCAGCCUCCUCGUCAGGUUCCACCAACUCUUCCCCUUCCAAAUCCACAUCCCUUCCAUCCAUGGAUAAGGCCUUUCUCAACCUUAGGAAGUCUCUGUCCACCGAAGUAGAACCUCGAGAAGGAGUCCCCGUUCAUCCUACCUUGCGCCAUCGGCAAUUGGUAAAGAACCUGUACAAGUCUUUGUCCACGGACACGGCCCCGGACGCCGCGGGGUCCAACCGCCCACUGGACUCGCGUCUCAACCUGCAACUCUUCAAGCCGUUCAGCCAACCGCGGGCCAGCACCAGCGACUGCAAAACGGCUCCGUCUUCUCCACUGUCCUCGCCAGACAACCGCUCCUUCUCCUUCAAGGUAUCCGAGGUGGAGGCACGCAUCGAGGACACCAAACGGCGUUUUUCGGAAGUCAUGUCCGAGCCCUUGCAGCUGAUCAGCAAGUUCAUCGGGGAUGAAGCAUCCAGCAUCUACAGGCCCAAGCCCGUCUCCUCCAGCACCUCAGAACUGACCAGUCUCUCGGCCCUGGGCGACCAUCUGGAAAACAACAACAAUUACAGCAUCAAGGAAGAGGAAGGUGACGCAGAAGGUGAAGGCGUCACACCAGGUGCAACUGAGCAGGCCUUAUUUGCUGAAAGCAAGCCUGUCAAACCUUCACCCUCCUCUGUGGGCCUGGACAAGUGCUCCAUGUCUGCUCUGGCCAAGCAAGAGGACGAAGAGUUUUGCGAGCUCUACAGUGAUGACUUUGAGGCUUGCGCUGACGAUGAGGCAGUCUCCCAGCAGACCGAGGACACCAAAGCGAGAGACCACACUGGCUUUCCCGCUAGUCGUGGCAUGGACCAUUUUAUUGACGGAGAGAUGGACUUGGAACCUGCGCCCCGUACGCCAAACAAGACUUUGUUAGCGCUGACCGUCAUCAUCUAUGGAUACUUUGUGCUGCCUUUGCCUAUAUAUGUUAGUGGGAUGUUGCUGGGUGUGGCGCUAGGGUUCAUGGUUGCCAUUGGUGUAGUGUGGCUGACAGGCCCAGCGCAACCAGGAGUUGCAAAUAGACAUCGAAGACACCGGAGAUGGAACAUGCUCCAUUUGGAUGUUAAAGAGCCAGACAUAUUCAAGGGCUGGAUGAACGAGAUUCAGAAUUAUGACCCGGAAACCUAUCACGCGACUCUGACCCACUCCGUGUUCGUGCGGCUGGAGGGCUCGGCCCUGCGAAUCUCCCGACCCAACAAAAACAUCACCCGCCGGGCGAGCUACAGCGAACCUAAGCCAGAUGUCGCCUUCGUUAGUCAGAAAAUCUAUGACCUUACGGACAGCAAGGUAUGCCUGGUGCCUCCAGGCCUUGCCAGAAAGCGGGUGUUUAACAAGAAGUAUCCCAUAUGCAUUGAGCUGGCCAAACAGAACGACUUCAUGUCAAAAGCGGAUGGAGACCGGGCGUGUUCCGAGAAGGACGACCCGGACUGUGUGGGCAAGGAAAGGGAGCCGCCCAUCAUCUUCCUGUUUGGAAGGACAGGCAGAGAGAAGGAGGAGUGGUUCCGGAGAAUUCUGCUCGCCUCCAAGCUCAAAUCUGAGGCAGCUAAGAAGUCAGUGAGCCUGUCAUCCAGCAGGAGUGCUCCACUGCUUUCUCACAGUCGCAGUAGUAGCAGGAGCAGUCUGGACGAGUUGCUGUCGUCGCAGGCGUCUAAGAGAGAGUCGUGUGGGAACACCAGACAGAAGCCUCUCCUGGAAUACAGCACCUACAUGGCCAAUUACAUCAGAUCGGCUACAAGGGACAACCUCGUCUCCAGCUCUGGGGAGGCUGGGGAGAGCCCGCAUGACACCACAGCGCUGGACAAAAAGUUACCAGGUAGCCCAGUGAAAGAGGAGGGGCUUGUGUCCUGGGUGAACGCUCUGAUUGGCCGGAUCCUGUGGGACUUCCUCAGGGAGCGGCACUGGGCCGACUGGGUGUCCAAGAAGAUCCAGAUGAAGCUCAGCAAGAUCCGGUUGCCUUACUUCAUGAACGAACUGACGUUAACAGAGCUUGACAUGGGCAUGUGCACUCCCAGAAUCCUCUGGGCCUCCCAGCCUUCAGUGGACCACCAAGGGGUGUGGUUUGAUCUGGAGAUAUCCUAUAAGGGUUCGUUUCUGAUGACUCUAGAGACAAAGAUGAACCUGUCGCGGCUGGGGAAGGAGACAGAAGGCCUGGGCGAGUUUGGAAAAGAAGGACACAGGCCGCGCACCUAUUGCCUUGCUGACAGUGAUGAGGAGUCAUCCAGUGCUGGCUCCUCUGAUGAAGAUGAUGGGACAGAGAAUGUUUUGGAUAAAAACCUUCUCCAGGGUGCAGAGGGGUACACCGGAGUCCACAAGCCAAGCAAGAUCAUGAGAUUCGUGGACAAAUUAACCAAGAACAAAUACUUCCAGAAGGCCACUGAGACAGAGUUCAUUAAGAAGAAGAUGGAGGAAGUGUCCAACACGCCACUUCUGCUCACCGUAGAGCUUCAAGAGUGCCAGGGAACACUAGCUGUCAACAUCCCCCCUCCUCCUACUGACAGGAUAUGGUACGGCUUCCGCAGUCCACCAAAGCUCGAGCUCAAGGCUCGCCCCAAGCUGGGAGAGAGGGAGGUGACAUUCGCACACGUGACGGACUGGAUUGAAAAGAAACUGGAGCAGGAGUUCCAGAAAAUCCUCGUCAUGCCAAACAUGGAUGAUAUCUGGCUCCAUGUCAUGCACUCCGCCACAGACCCGCGAUCCGACACAGUGCAAACGGACAGCAGGGGGCCUGCUAGUGCCCCUGAUGCAGAUGUGCCCACCUCCGAGGUCCCGUGAGCAGCUAGUCCCCACGCGGACCCAGCGCGAAGCCAUCACGCUGGGUGAACGGGAGCGGCUUGGCCCCAACACCUGCCGCGGUGGCCAUGGAGAGUGGGUCGUGUUUCCUUUGAAGCACCUUCGAAGAGGACAAUAAAAGAUGCACGUUUGCUGCUCUAAAGACUUUGUCGUUGAAGGCUAUGAAGAUGAAGAAAUUAGUUUUGGUAGAGAAGGUUGUUGUGG
This is a messenger RNA of Electrophorus electricus (electric eel), 3924 nucleotides long. RefSeq names its product testis-expressed protein 2-like. NCBI's taxonomy places the organism in Eukaryota, Metazoa, Chordata, Actinopteri, Gymnotiformes, Gymnotidae. Gene Ontology annotation, cellular component: endoplasmic reticulum. Gene Ontology annotation, molecular function: lipid binding. The record is from RefSeq and is a predicted model, not a curated record.